Messenger RNA from Brassicogethes aeneus, 1257 nucleotides. Lineage: Eukaryota; Metazoa; Arthropoda; Insecta; Coleoptera; Nitidulidae. The record is from the annotation of a GenBank genome assembly.
AUGUUGUUUGUGAAGGUUGCAAUAUUUUCGGUACUUUUAUUCGUACAUUUUAGGAAUUUAAAUGCUGAUUGUAUUCAAAAAAAGCUAUGUAGUGCUUGUAUACAGGAACCUGGAUGUGGAUGGUGUGAAAUUGCACAGAAGUUGGAGGCGUAUAGGAAAGCUAGUUUUCGGAAGCCGGACCAGAUGUUGGAUUUGACGCUCGCUCGUUUAAAGGGAGAGGCAAAACAGUGGUCGGUCUUGUACAAAGGUUCUUGGAAAACGUAUGACGACUUUAAAGCCGCUUUACUACGUACCUAUUGGAAUACCAAGAAACAGCGAGAAGUGCGCUAUAAGAUAAGCCACGAUCGCUAUGAACCGACGAAGGGGGACAGUUUAUUUGGACAUUUAGCUAAACAGGUCGAACUAGCGUCUCUGUUAACACCUGCGAUUCCUCCCGACGAGUUGCUCGCGAAUUUAGUGCAACAUUAUCCCGAGGACAUACAAAAUUUAUGGAUGGUGAAAGGAUCGCAAACAGUGAUUGAGUUCGGCGAGUUUUUACGGCAGUAUCAAGACACCAGUUCUUACACUUUUCGAGAAGUUCACUGUUUAAAUGAAACUUCAGAACUAGCCAAAAACUGUUCGGGAUUUUACACUAUAACUUCCUCAAAAGCUGAUAUGAACGAUGAACCACUGUCAUCUAAUAUACAUGUGAAACCGCAAAAGAUUGUUGUAAAUUUAAGAAAAAAUCAGAAAUACAAAUUUAAUUUUCUCUACCAACAAGCCAGUGAUUAUCCAGUUGAUCUAUACUUUAUAAUGGACAUGUCGAAUUCCAUGAGAAAAGUUAAAAAAACAAUUGGAAAUUUGGGCAAAUCUAUUUUGGAAAAAUUAAAUAAACUAACGAAAAAUUCUCGAAUCGGUUUUGGUUCUUUUAUCGAUAAAGCUUGUUUGCCGUUUCAAAAUACUGGUAAUAACACUAUUAAAGAAAAUACAUACAGUUUCAAAAACAAUAUUGCCCUCACAAACAAUUCAGAAAAAUUUAAGAAAGCAGUAGAAGAUGCUUUGACCUUACCAAACUUGGAUUGUCCUGAAAGUGGGUUUGAUGCUCUGAUGCAAGCGAUGGUUUGUAAGAAAGAAAUAAAUUGGAGGGAGGAUUCCAGACAUAUUAUAAUACUUGCAACUGAUGCGGCAUCUCAUAUGGCAGGUAAAACUUACACUUUUUUACGAAAACAUUUUAUAAAAAAAGUGCCUGGAGGUUUUUUAACUAAAAAGCCAGCGUAA